Capronia coronata CBS 617.96 is the source of this 1053-nucleotide messenger RNA. RefSeq lists its product as uncharacterized. Gene Ontology annotation, cellular component: mediator complex. Lineage: Eukaryota; Fungi; Ascomycota; Eurotiomycetes; Chaetothyriales; Herpotrichiellaceae. The transcript is spliced from 4 exons. Bases 1 to 1053 code for a protein of 350 amino acids. The record is from RefSeq and is a predicted model, not a curated record.
AUGUCUGCCGCAAGCAACGCAGAAAUUGUGCAUCCUGAAGACCGUCAGCUUGUGGAGAAGUUGGCCAAGUUGCAGAACAUGUACCAACAGAUUGGUUCUCUUCGGACUUUGCUGCCGGAGAAAUUGAUCAAUCCAACCCGCUUCGCUUUGGACAAUCCCGAAGGAUACGAUCCCGAGAAGUUGGCCGCUUUCCUUCAAGAUGCGGCCCAGACGGGCAGUCGAGACGUCUCCAAGUUUAAACGGGAUUGGCACAGUGACACAGUGCGGGAAAUCUGGCACAAUGUCAAUAUCAAUGAGCUUCCCCAAGGGCGAGAUGCCUGGAUUGUCGACUAUGAGCUCCUGAGCCGCAAAGCUGGUGGGAAACAGGACGAUACGACCAGCAUGAAUGCCGCUGGCGAUCAGGUUCAGCCCCCUGCCCCGGCCGAUGUUGCGAAGAUCGUCAGCGACUUUCGAACCAAGCAUCCAGAGCUGGCCGUCAACGUGGCCGAUGAAGUUAAUGUUCUGCCAAUUGAUAUCACUGUUGCCCACUUAAACUUUCGCAUCGACCAAGACCCAACGGCAAAUGGACAGUACGCAGUCAGAGGGCACCCCGAUACUGAGCCAUCCGUGCUCCGAGAUGACAUCGUCAAGGCGAUACGUGCUGGCGAGAGCGCCCCCAGUCUUGCUGGUCUGCUGGACAUGCUCGCCGCGUUCCAUGACAUCAAAACGAGGCCUUGUGAUAAAUGCCAUAAGCUUGUCAGCGGCACUAAAUUGCAGUUGCCGUUGAUCCGGCGGCCAAAGAUUUUCAACAUGGUUUCGGAGGCAUUCAAGUUUGUCCGGCUUCGCUUUCUGGCCGUCGUUCUCGGCGACAAGCGGCCCCUGCAGAACGAGGAUUUCUGUGGAGAAUACCGCCAUUUGAUGACGCGAUCGUACCGGGUUGACAGCUGGUCAGACAGAGUCCCUCGGGCAGCUCAACACUCUCAAGCGUCAUUUGUCGCUCUUGGCGAUGGUUCAGCAGCCCAGACCCUCACCAGACCGGUACUGCUCUCGAUAUCCUCGACAGCGGCCAGCUGA